This is a messenger RNA of Emiliania huxleyi CCMP1516, 360 nucleotides long. RefSeq lists its product as hypothetical. The annotation marks the transcript as partial. NCBI's taxonomy places the organism in Eukaryota, Haptophyta, Isochrysidales, Noelaerhabdaceae. The transcript has a single exon. The record is from RefSeq and is a predicted model, not a curated record.
GUGCGGGGCUUCCCAGCAGAUGACUCGCUCCUCGCGUGGCGUUGCGCAGUGCUCGGGCCGGCGGAUACGCCGUGGGAGGGGCGAAGCGUCGAGCUGCUCCUCCGCUUCUGCGGGCCGUACCCUUUCGCCCCGCCGCUCCUCUUUGUGCUCUGGCCGCGGCCCUUCCACCCAAACGUUGAUGAUGUGACCGGCGCAGUCUGUAUGGAUUUGCUGCAGGAGCAGUGGUCGUCCGCCGGCGGCGUUUUCGCCGUACUCAUGUCGUUCCUGUCGCUCCUUGCAAGCCCCACCCUCGACGACGCGUCGGCGAUGCCCGCGAACGUUGAGGCCGCUAGCAUGUGGCGGCACGCGAGAGAGGAUUUC